AUGGCUGGCUUGACGAUCAAGUCGUCCGUCCGUCUUUCCUCGGGGUACAACAUGCCACUACUGGGCUUCGGCGUUUACCAAAACUACACGACGAGGGAGUCUGUUCUCCAGGCAUUUGCAGCGGGAUACAGACAUGUCGACUCGGCACAGGCGUACCGCAACGAGGCCCAUGUCGGGGAAGCAGUACGGGAGAGCGGGUUAGAUAGAGGAGAUUUAUUCAUCACUACAAAAUGUAUUAACAAGACGCACGGCUACGAGAGCACACUGCGUGGUGUGGACCUGUCCCUGGAGAAAUUUGGAUUUGGUACGUUCACCCGAUACAAUUAUGUUGACCUCUUCCUCAUCCAUGAUCCGAUGUCUGGAACGGAGAGACGACUGCAGACCUAUAAGGCCCUUCAAGAGGCUCGGAAGUCGGGGAAGAUCCGCAGUGUCGGGGUGUCUAACUAUGGUGUUAAGCACCUUGAAGAAAUCAGAAAAGCGGGCAUGGAGAUGCCGUCCGUUAACCAAAUAGAAUUGCACCCCUUCUGCCGACAGAAACCGAUUGUCGCCUACUGCAAGGAACACUCCAUCGUGGUCCAGGCUUACUGUCCCAUCAUCCGGGGCAAGAUGGACCACCCAACGAUACAGAAGCUCGCUGAGAAGUACAAACGUGAUCCUGCUCAAGUUCUGCUACGCUGGUCUCUGCAGAAGGGAUUCGUUCCAUUGCCGAAGUCAGCAACACCUGCACGAAUUCGGUCAAAUGCGCAGCUAUACGACUUCGCGCUCGAUGACGAAGACAUCUCAAGUCUCGACGCGCUGGACCGAGGCAAGGAAGGCGCGGUCAGCUGGAAUCCUGUUGAUGUCGAAUGA
Molecule: messenger RNA, 849 nt
Organism: Sparassis crispa
Lineage: Eukaryota; Fungi; Basidiomycota; Agaricomycetes; Polyporales; Sparassidaceae
Exons: 9
Coding region: 1-849 (282 amino acids)
Molecular function (GO): oxidoreductase activity
Source: RefSeq, a predicted model, not a curated record